Messenger RNA from Elephantulus edwardii (Cape elephant shrew), 1503 nucleotides. RefSeq names its product ladinin 1 (gene LAD1). The annotation marks the transcript as partial. NCBI's taxonomy places the organism in Eukaryota, Metazoa, Chordata, Mammalia, Macroscelidea, Macroscelididae. The record is from RefSeq and is a predicted model, not a curated record. The transcript is spliced from 10 exons. Gene Ontology annotation, molecular function: structural molecule activity.
UGCAGCCUGGCCAAGCAGCGCUCCCUGGAGGAUGAGGAGGAACGGGAGCGUGAACGCCGGCGGCGACAUCGCAACCUGAGCACCACCACUGACGAUGAGGCCCCCAGGCCCACCCAGAACGGAGGACGGACCCCUUCAGAGAGGUUGCCAAGUGUAGAGGAAGCAGAGGCCCCUGCGAGACCACCGCAAGCCACCAAAGAUGAGGAUGAAGACUUCCAGGCCAUCCUCAGGUCAAGGCGGGAGCGGCGGCAAAGGCGAGAGGUGGUGGAAGUUGUACAGGCUCCAAUCCAGGAGAGGCUGAAGGAAGAGGGUGAUGGAGACCAUUCAGGGUCUGGGCAGGAACCGCUGGUGCCCAAGAAGGAGCUGGAGGCCCCACUCCGCCGGAAGCUGAGCCGGGGGCAGCGGGGCCCCUGGGUGAAGGAGGAGGAGAGCUCAGUAGGCAGAGAGCCAGAGGAGGGGAAGAAGGAAGUCCUAGAGAAGAAGACCCCAGUCUCAGAGAAAACCUCUGUUUCAGAGAAGACGUUAGCAUUUGAAAAGAGAUCAGUCUCAGAGAAAACCACUUCAGAGAAGAAGACGCCCUCUCCGGAGAAGACGCUCUCUCCGGAGAAGACCUCUGUGUCAGAGAAAAUAGCAGCCUCUGGGAAGAAAUUAGUUCUGGAAAAAACGAGUGUCUCAGAGAAGAAGGUGACACCAGAGAAAUCAGCAGGCUCGGAAAGGAGACUGGUGUCUGAAAAAGCAUCCAUCUUUGAGAAGGCCACGAGCCCAGAGACCAAGCCAACGACCUUCAAGAGGACAGUAGUCUCCAAGCAGCCCCAGGCCCCAGAGCAGCUGUCCUCCGAGGGGCCUCAGCCCACUAGAGAGCAGAGGGGGGCCCUCCCUGAGAAGAGCUUCCCUCCCUCAGUAGAGCCAAGAGAGCAGGAGGAGUCGAACUCUCCAACCUCGGCCUCCCGAUUUCAGCCCAUCACACUCCAGGUGAAAAUCCCCAACAGGGAGGAAGAAGAAGCAGACAUAACCUCGCCCACCCAGAUCACCUACAGCAGCUCCCUCAGACGCUCCAGCUCCAGGACCAUAUCAUUUCGGAUGAGUCCCAGGAAGGACAACUCGGAAUCAACCUUAACUCGCAGUGCCAGCGUAAGGCUCCCGGCUAGCACAGUCAAGUUAGGAGAGAAGCUGGAGAGAUACCACACGGCAAUACAGAGAUCAGAAUCCGUCAAGUCUCCUGGCUCCUCCCGCACAGAGUUCCUUGUGGCUCCUGUGGGGGUCGCCAGCAAGCGCCACCUGUUUGAAAAGGGGCUGCCCAGCCAGAGUCAAGCAGAGCCAGCCUUCAGCCGGAAGGAGAACUUAAGACUCUCAGGGGUCGUGACAUCCAGGCUCAACCUGUGGAUCAGCAGGACCCAGGAGUCUGGCGAGCAGGACCCCCAGGAAAUGCAGAAGGAAUCGGCAGCCACGAAGAGAACCCAGUGGAGAAAGAAAUCCGACAGUCCCUUGGAUGCUGAGGUGUGA